AUGUUUGUAGGUAUUCCAAGAACCACAGAAUUUGAUUGUGCCAUAGUCCUUGCCCGCUACAUCACCUUCACAUUCCCUAACCCUCUUUCCCAGGACCACCACUCCGCGUCGCAGUUCUCGACUCUCCAUCUUCAUCUACCGCCAGAAUCGCCGCCAUGUGAGUACCCAUACCACUCGAUCUUGAAUCCGACUGGAUUUUCUCCACUUUCUCCGACCAUCUCCAGCUUCUCCUCUCCUCCACCACACCCCCACCACCUCCUCCGCUUAAUCCUCAUUGGAAAUCCUCCGACUCACUCCACCCCACCUCGUAUUUUUCCACACCCUUUAUUACUAGUUCUAACUCCGAAAUCAGCUUUCUAUCAGAAGGGUAUUUGUAAUAGCGAAUUCCUUGAAAAUCCAUUCUUGAUUUAUGGAGACGAGGUGAGAAAAUGCAAAAUUUUGGAAAUUUGUGAAGGGCCUUAUGCUGGUGAAAUGCUAAUAAAAAAUGUUGUGGUGGAAACUACCACUAAAGAGUUUAGGAGGAGAUUGAGAUUUAAGAGAAUGCCAAAUUUAGUGCAAACGCAUAUGAGAAUUCUCCCAAAAAAUGAAUUAAAUUAUGGAAAAUUGGAUAACUUGGAGUUUGUAAUAGAUAAUAGUGUUCUGGUCCUUCUGGUUCAUCCAUAUUUGAGUCACAUGGUGGUGUGCCAAUCUAAAAGAAAAAAUGAUCGUGGCCGAUACAAUAAUCCUCUUGAGCUCAUUAGUCUCUGCACUUCUCUGUCACGCCCAAUUUUUGCCUUGUCUAGAUUUAUAACAAAUGGGAAUGUUAAGAGAGUUUGGCGACUGUUGUGCAAAAAUCAGAUUAGCAUCAAUUCAGAAGGGCAAGCUAUGGAGCACUAG
Fraxinus pennsylvanica is the source of this 876-nucleotide messenger RNA. The record is from the annotation of a GenBank genome assembly. Lineage: Eukaryota; Viridiplantae; Streptophyta; Magnoliopsida; Lamiales; Oleaceae.